AUGCUGUAUACCAUUGAAGCAUAUGAAAAGGUUGCACGAGUGCUUGAAAACCUUUGCAUGAGUCGCAAUAAGGGAAAAAAGAGUGUUUUCAAAGUAGUCAAGUACAUGUCGAAGGAGCCGGUGUAUUUAGUUAGAUUGGAUGGGAAUGCGAUGUAUAUUGUAAAUGGCGAGAACUUUGUGCUUGAGAACAUGGAUUUUGAGAUUGACGUUCCUGUGGAAAAGCGGGUUACGAUUGAGUUCCAUAGAUUUGUGGCAUGCAUGAGUAAUGAGAUGAAAGGUGAUAUAGAGAUGCAAUGGACAGACACACCGUUGUUAGAGAUAGAUGUAGGAACGAUUAUGUGUGAUGGAAAAGCCAAUGGCACAUUGAUUAUUUCAAGAGGGAAGCAUGGAUUGAAGUCUAUUGAGAAUAUGUUAAAGAAGUUUGUAAGGAUUGAUUCGUGGAUAAGCAGUAAGGGUGGAAUAGAAAAGUCUAUUGUGAAUGCUCUUGUCUUGAAUAAGAUGAUUUGA
Molecule: messenger RNA, 507 nt
Organism: Ordospora colligata OC4
Lineage: Eukaryota; Fungi; Microsporidia; Ordosporidae
Exons: 1
Coding region: 1-507 (168 amino acids)
Source: RefSeq, a predicted model, not a curated record